Molecule: messenger RNA, 2054 nt
Organism: Scheffersomyces coipomensis
Lineage: Eukaryota; Fungi; Ascomycota; Pichiomycetes; Serinales; Debaryomycetaceae
Exons: 2
Coding region: 239-1879 (546 amino acids)
Source: RefSeq, a predicted model, not a curated record
AUUAGAGUGUUAUACCAGACAGAUAGAAUCAGUUUAAGCUCAUUCAAAUGUGUGUGAAUGGUAAACUUUUGCAAUCAUAAUUAUACAUCUACUGCUUAUAUACUAUAAAAAUGGUAGCUUUUUAAUAACUGCGCGUAAAAUAUUUAAACUGUGAAGUAAAUAAAUCUAAACCAAAACAAUCAAUCAAUCAAUUCACGAUAAACACAUUGUGCUAUUCCCUCCCCACACAUCUUUAAUAAUGGCCAUUCAUGAUAGAGUCAUACGGAAGGAAUCAAGAAUUAGAGGUUCAGGGAAAAGGAAUAUUCAAAAUAAUAAUGAUUUCAAUAUAAAACCAAAUAAACGUAGAUCAAGUGGGAGAAGAAGUAUAAACAACUUACAAUCAGCUUUGAUAAAUCCUGAUAAUAUUGAGAAUUUACCUCGAUUAAGAAGUAAAUCAACCAGACCAACUCCAACCACAAAAUCAAUAUCAUCAUCAUCAACAGCUACCAAACCAAGUAUACCUGCUUUAGAUGCCAUUGCUCGGCCUGAUUUGCUGUAUGAGAAUGUAACACCAGCCCAUCAGAUCAAACUGUCAGUAUAUGAUGAAAUCGAAUUACCACGGAAUAAGAAUACUACUACUAAUAAUAAUGAUGAUUCUGAUGAACAAUUUGGAGAUGGGAAUUUCGAUUAUGAUGAUGAUUAUAAUAACAAUAUCAAUGAUGAUAUAUCCCUGGAUAUCACCAUGACAGUUGAUAAAGAAGAAGAAAUCAUACCGCCAACUCCUAAAUCAAAUAGAGGUCGACCUAAGAAAGUUAAAGUUGAACAUGAUCCAAAUAAAAGAAGUAAAGGUAGACCCAAGAAGAAAGUAAAAGAGAAUGACAAUGAAUUCAAUGUGUUACCUGAUGAACAUCCUACUAGAUUAUCCAUACCGAGAUCUAGCAAGCCAUUGAAAUUAAAGGAAAUCCCCAGUGAUGAUGAUUUAGAAGCAUCACUUGAAAACGAUACGGUAUUAUAUUCCGCUAAAGUUAAUUUAACUAAUCAAACUUUGAGAGGAUCAUCAAAAUUAAAAGAUUUAUUAUCGUCACAUCUGAAACUGAAGUCAAAAGUAAAGCAAGAAAGACUUGAAUCGGGAAAUUCAUUACUUGAUAAAGUAUCUAAAAUUUCAAAACUUGUCCAUCAAAGAGAUAAUGAAUUGAAUAACAGAAAGAGACAGAAAUCUUCGUCUGUGGUUAAACCAGCUACUACUAGAGCACUUCGUCCAAGAGUAAAUGUUACCACCACCGCCAAACCAUCUAUUCCGAUUCCACUUUUCAAAACAAAAAUUAAGGAAAAACAAAAACCAUUAACUAUCGAUGUGGAAAGAUUAAGAGAGGUUAAUAACAAAGAUAGAAGAGCCAAAGUAAACACCUUAGAUGUGUUGAAGUAUUUAAUAAGAGAUUUCGAACCACCAACAGUCAAUUCCACCGUGAUUAAAGAGUCCAUAUUACAACAAGACUUCAAGGCUCAUGUCUUAUCACAACUUCAAUAUUUAAGUGAUAUUUAUGGUACUAUAAAUGAUUUAACGACACGAAUAAGUCAAGUUCAAAAGCAAAAACAUGAUUUCCGAAAACGAAUCUUUGAAUUAAGACAUGAUCAUGGUGAACUUGGGAAAGAAUUGAAUGUGGUUAGAGUUAAUUAUAAUCGUGAUAAGAAAUCAAUUGAUAAUUUGAAUUUUAUAAAUGAUGAAUUAUCUCAAUUGAGUAAAGGUGGACAUGAACUUGAUGAAGAGAUUAAUGUGGAUAAUUUGGUUAAUGAUAAUAUAUUAGAGGUUAAUAAAAUCAUAAAUCCAAAUUCAGGUAUUUUUCAUAAAUUAAAACUUGUUAAUGAAAAAUUAUCUCAACUUGAUAAUUCUCUAGAUUAAUGAUUACAUAUAUACUUUAAAUAAACGAUAUAAUUAAUGACAGACUUAUAUUAAAACGCCAAUAAUACUUAUAAAAAUGUAAAUAAGUAAAAGAAAAUUAUUGAUUAAAACUGUGUAAAAAUAAAAGAACAAAAUAUAAACUAAUAAAAAUAAGACUAUGGUUGAUGUUAUAAAA